This is a messenger RNA of Myotis brandtii (Brandt's bat), 1701 nucleotides long. RefSeq names its product FK506 binding protein 6, 36kDa (gene FKBP6). Lineage: Eukaryota; Metazoa; Chordata; Mammalia; Chiroptera; Vespertilionidae. The record is from RefSeq and is a predicted model, not a curated record. The transcript is spliced from 13 exons. The coding region runs from base 1 to 1701 and encodes 566 amino acids. Gene Ontology annotation, molecular function: peptidyl-prolyl cis-trans isomerase activity; protein binding.
AUGCAGGAGGGAGCGGUGAAAUACUCUGGGUACCUGGAGCACAUGGACAAGCCUUUUGAUUCGAAUUGCUUUAGGAAAACGCCCCGACUCAUGAAGCUGGGAGUGGAUAUUACCCUUUGGGGCAUGGAGCUGGGCCUUCUGACCAUGCGGAGGGGAGAGCUGGCCAGGUUUCUAUUCAAACCGCCCUAUGCCUACGGAACACUGGGCUGCCCGCCCUUGAUCCCCCCCAACUCCACUGUCUUAUUUGAGAUUGAGCUAAUUGACUUCCUGGAUUCUGCUGAAUCAGACAAGUUUUGUGCCCUGACCGCCGAGCAACAAGAUCAAUUUCCACUUCAGAAAGUCCUAAAAGUGGCAGCUACUGAACGGGAGUUUGGCAACUACCUUUUCCGCCAAAAUCGUUUCUAUGAUGCCAAAGUGAGAUAUAAACGGAGACGUGAUGUUACGGAGGUGAGGGUAUUGGUCCAUUUUUCUGUGUCUGUGCCCUCUGUCCUAGUGAAAUACUCUGGGUACCUGGAGCACAUGGACAAGCCUUUUGAUUCGAAUUGCUUUAGGAAAACGCCCCGACUCAUGAAGCUGGGAGUGGAUAUUACCCUUUGGGGCAUGGAGCUGGGCCUUCUGACCAUGCGGAGGGGAGAGCUGGCCAGGUUUCUAUUCAAACCGCCCUAUGCCUACGGAACACUGGGCUGCCCGCCCUUGAUCCCCCCCAACUCCACUGUCUUAUUUGAGAUUGAGCUAAUUGACUUCCUGGAUUCUGCUGAAUCAGACAAGUUUUGUGCCCUGACCGCCGAGCAACAAGAUCAAUUUCCACUUCAGAAAGUCCUAAAAGUGGCAGCUACUGAACGGGAGUUUGGCAACUACCUUUUCCGCCAAAAUCGUUUCUAUGAUGCCAAAGUGAGAUAUAAACGGGCCUUGUUGCUUCUCUGCCGGCGAUCAGCACCCCCUGAAGAGCAGCACCUGGUGGAAGCCGCCAAGCUUCUUGUUCUCCUUAACCUCUCCUUUACAUACCUGAAGCUGGAGCAUCCCACCAGGGCCCUGCACUAUGGAGAGCAGGCUCUGAUUAUUGACCAAAAGAAUGCCAAAGCCCUCUUCCGUUGUGGACAGGCCUGUCUCCUCAUGACUGAGUAUCAGAAGGCCCGAGAUUUUCUAGUCCGAGCCCAGAAAGAACAGCCCUUCAAUCAUGACAUCAAUAAUGAGCUGAAGAAACUGGCCAGCCACUACAGGGACUACACAGAUAAAGAGAAAGAAAUGUGCCAUCGAAUGUUUGCUCCUUGUGAUAAUGGCUCUACAGUAGGAGAAAAGUCUUUCAGGGACAUUGGAGUAUUUGAACUGAGAUGUGAGCCAGAGGAUUUCUCUUACUUGGCUGCUGUUAAUGUCCAGUACAAAUGGAGGCCGGCCUUGUUGCUUCUCUGCCGGCGAUCAGCACCCCCUGAAGAGCAGCACCUGGUGGAAGCCGCCAAGCUUCUUGUUCUCCUUAACCUCUCCUUUACAUACCUGAAGCUGGAGCAUCCCACCAGGGCCCUGCACUAUGGAGAGCAGGCUCUGAUUAUUGACCAAAAGAAUGCCAAAGCCCUCUUCCGUUGUGGACAGGCCUGUCUCCUCAUGACUGAGUAUCAGAAGGCCCGAGAUUUUCUAGUCCGAGCCCAGAAAGAACAGCCCUUCAAUCAUGACAUCAAUAAUGAGCUGAAGAAACUGGCCAGGUGA